AUGCGUGUCUCUCGUAUUUUCUUCAUCGUCUGUGCCAUCGUGGGCAGUACUGCUACUGCGGUGGUGGAGCUCGGCAGCAGCAACUUUGCCGCUACCGUCGCGCAUGAGCCGCUACUCUUGGUCGAGUUCUAUACCCCAUGGUGUGGACACUGUAAGGCGUUGGAGCCCGACUUUGCAAAAGCCGCGGCCGCGCUGCAGGGGACGGCCAAGUUAGCUCGAGUGGAUUGCAGCGUGCAGCAUGAUGUAUGCAGUGCCCAAGACAUUUGA
This is a messenger RNA of Postia placenta MAD-698-R-SB12, 267 nucleotides long. RefSeq lists its product as hypothetical. Gene Ontology annotation, molecular function: protein disulfide isomerase activity; protein-disulfide reductase activity. Gene Ontology annotation, biological process: response to endoplasmic reticulum stress. Gene Ontology annotation, cellular component: endoplasmic reticulum lumen. NCBI's taxonomy places the organism in Eukaryota, Fungi, Basidiomycota, Agaricomycetes, Polyporales, Adustoporiaceae. The coding region runs from base 1 to 267 and encodes 88 amino acids. The transcript has 2 exons. The record is from RefSeq and is a predicted model, not a curated record.